ACCAUGAUUUCAUAAGAAAUCUCGAUCCAAAUACUCGAGUUACUUGUUCUUCCAUUUUCUCCCUCCCUGCAAUUAUCAACCGAUGGUUGAUGCACAGAGAGAAUUAGAAGGGUACUCAGAUGGGUUGCGUGAAUUAGAGGCGAUGUUUGCAGCGUUUAAGAACAAAUCGAACCGCGUCGCGGCCACGAUACGAUCGUCGACAAUGGGAGUCGUUGUCAUCUUCCUCGCCUUGCUAGUUCUUGUGUUCUCUACCUUUUGGAUCGCCAACAUCUCUGAUUACAGAAUGGUAACCACCAUGACUCCACAAGCUCUCAAAUCAAACAUCUCCCACAGUGCACACCCCGCGCCGAAACAUCAACCAAAACCUAUCGCCUUGACCUGUGGAAAUCAAACGGCAGUUCCAAUCUGCCAAAGACAAGUCUCUGCAUCAGUUGUUCCUUCUCGCCCCCCCACCAUGCCCCAAUCCUCUGCUUCCUGCCCCGACUACUUCCGAUGGAUUUACGAGGACUUACGGCCGUGGAAAACCACAGGAAUCACGAGGGAGAUGGUGGAGAGUGCUCAAAAGUUCGCCACCUUCCGGUUGGUGGUGCUCGAUGGCCGGGUCUACGUGGAGCACUAUGGAGGAGGAUUCCAGACGAGAGACGUGUUCACGCUUUGGGGCCUCCUCCAGCUCGCUAAUCGAUAUCCAGGUCGCAUCCCCGAUAUCGAUCUCAUGUUCAACUGCAACGACACGCCUUCCGUCAAGUCAGCCGGCCACCGGUCGUCACCUCCGCCUCCACUCUUCCGGUACUGCAAGGAUGAUAAGACACUGGACAUCGUCUUCCCUGAUUGGUCGUUUUGGGGUUGGGCUGAGGUCAAUAUAAAGCCAUGGAGGACCCUGGUCAAGGAGCUGGAAGAAGGGAACAGAAGAGUGAAAUGGAGAGACAGGGAGCCAUAUGCCUACUGGAAGGGCAAUCCAUGGGUAUCUGAUAGCAGGAGCGAUCUCAUGAGGUGCAACGUCUCCAAGCAUCACGACUGGAAUGCUCGUCUCUACGCACUGAACUGGGACAGUGAGAAGAGGCAAGGUUACAAUAACUCAAACCUGGCAAGCCAAUGCAAGUAUAGGUAUAAGAUCUUUGUGGAAGGCCGGGCAUGGUCAGUGAGUAAUAAGUACAUCUUAGCGUGUGAUUCGCCUGCGCUGUUUGUGAGGACUCGCUUCCAUGAUUUCUUCUCCAGAGGUCUGAUGCCAGGGCGGCACUACUGGCCCAUAAGAGAAGACGACAAGUGCAGCUCGAUCAAGUUUGCUGUCGACUGGGGCAACAAGCACCAAGAGGAGGCAGAAGCCAUGGGAACAGUAGGUAGCAGCCACAUGAAAGAAGAAGUAAAGAUGGAGUACGUCUAUGACUACAUGCUACAUCUACUAAUCCAAUACGCCAAGCUGUUGAGGUACAAGCCUACUGUGCCGGAGAAAGCUAUCGAGUUCUGCUUGGAGUCUGUGGCUUGUCCUGCCACGGGCAUCGUCAAGAAGCUCCUGAUGGAGUCGAUGGAGAAGCGGACAGAGGAAGCAGAGCCGUGCAGAAUUCCCCCACCAUUCAAUCCGGAGGAGCUACAAGAGAUAAUGGAGAGAAAAGCUAAUGUUUUGAAGCAAAUCGAGUCGUGGGAGGACAAAAAGGCUAACAUAUGAGAAAGCAAAUUUAGCCAUAGAUACGACAGCGAUUCAUGUUUGACUCUUAAAAUACCGCAUGACAAUAUUUUCAUUAGAAAAAAAAAACAAUUAGUAUAAACUUU
Molecule: messenger RNA, 1767 nt
Organism: Musa acuminata subsp. malaccensis (wild Malaysian banana)
Lineage: Eukaryota; Viridiplantae; Streptophyta; Magnoliopsida; Zingiberales; Musaceae
Source: RefSeq, a predicted model, not a curated record